GUUGGCCUUGGUGUUAGUGUUGGAAUUUGGAUUGCUUCCCCGAGCUCCAAAACUCAUUCAGAUUUUGUAAAACUGAUCCAGAUCACAUUAUUGACAUCUCAACAACUAGUGAGUGACUUUUCGGGACCAUCUUCAUGUUAUGUUUGGUGUUGAAAUCGUGUAAAAAUUGACCUACCACCAACACCAAAAGGUCAACACCGGACUUGAAAUCACCCAGCAUUGUGCUGGGUAUUGUACCAAAACUAGAUGGGUAAACAUGGCCACCUCCAUGGAAGAGUCAACACAAUCUUCAAUGAUGAUGGAACAAAACGAAGAAGUGUCAUCGAGUAGCGAUGAUUUGGAUUCGAAUCGUUGUAUGAAUGCAGGUGAAGUCUCAUCAAGCAAUACUAGGCCCAGUGGAAUUUCGAGCAUUAUUAAUGACGACAAGUCAACUGAAGACGGAUUAAGCAUUGAAGAAACAUCGAGCGCUGCUGCUACCGAAUCUUCUCGGGACGUUUCGCCCAAGGUAGCGGCUUGCGUAUCCAGCACUGAUACCAAUAUGCCUGCUGAACCUUGCGACCAUGAUAAUCCCGCCAAUGCGAAAGACAAUGACAGCGAAAUGAAAGAUGAGCAAGGAGCAGAUUCAUUCAGUUCAUGUGAUCGAGGAGUGAAAGCAAUAGAAUCAUCAGAGUCAGGAUUUAAAAUGCCAGGCAUGCCAGAUAAAAACUUCUUAAACCCGAAACCUGCUGCACAGAAAAAUUCUGGCAAUGUUAGUGACAGUGUCAUCAUUGACAUUAGCAAGGAAACUGCAUCAUCGUCAAGCUCAGAUUUCACAAUUCCAUCGUCAAUUCAAGGACAAAAGAAGGGUACAUUUGCAUUUACUUUGCCCAAAACUCUUCCAAAAUCAAAACAUGGUUCUUUCCAAGCAACUCAAUCAAAACAGAAAGAGCCAGAUAAAAGUCCUGUUUUGAAGAUACAUGAUAAAUCAGAAGACAAGGGAAAGCCAGCUGUUAAUGCUCCAACUCUUCCAUAUAAAGAGCCUUCUUGGAGUGGCAUCCCAAGCCAGGAAUAUCAUCUGGAAGUAUUGAAAAACGGAAGCAUUCUCUCCAAACUCACACUGAAUGACAAACCAUUCCAUGUAUUUGGACGAUUAGCAUCUUGUGAUAUUCAGAUGGACCAUCCUUCCCUAUCACGUUAUCACAUGAUCCUUCAGUAUAGACCUACAGGUGAUGGAGAGCAUGAUCCAGGGUUUUAUGUCUAUGAUCUUGGAAGCACUCACGGAUCUUUUCUCAAUAAACAGCAGAUUAAAGCCAAAGCAUAUUACAGAAUGAAUGUUGGACAUAUGUUCAAACUUGGUGGAAGUACAAGACUUUUUAUCUUACAGGGACCAUCUGGUGAACAGGAAGAAGAAUCUGGAAUGAGUAUCACAGAACUGAAGGAACUCAGAGAAAGACAGAUGAUGCAGAUGGAAGAGAAGAAGAGGAGAAAAGAAGAAAAAGAGAUGGAAGAUAUGAAAGCUCGAGAAAAGACAUCAGAAGGCAUUGAUUGGGGUAUGGGUGGCGAUGAAGAUGAAGCAGAUUCUGAUGAAGAAAAUCCCUUUGCUGUGAUAGAAACCCAAGAAGAGAGAGAAGCUGCUUAUAUCAAGGAUCCUAAGAAGACACUUAGGGGAUUCUUUGAAAGAGAAGAUGUUGAGUUAGAAUAUGUAGUAGAUGAAAAAGGUAGUGGCUUCAACCAUCAGUAUGUUUGCAGAGUGCAAUUGCCUCUUGAUGAUUCAGUUGGUAAUCCAAUCUAUGCAGAAGCAGCUGUAUCAGGCAAGAAGAAAGAAGCUGUUGUAGCCUGUGCCUUAGAAGCUUGUCGUAUCCUGGAUGCUCAUGGAGUACUCAGACAAGCUACACAUGAAAGUAAGAAGAGGAAAGCCAAGGAUUGGGCCCAGGAUGACUAUUAUGAUAGUGAUGAUGAUACAUUCCUGGACAGAACUGGAGCCAUAGAGAAGAAGAGGAAACAACGGAUGAAGAAAGCUGGAAUUCUUCAAGAGAAGGCUGAGACAUAUGACUCUCUGCUUGCAAAGCUUGCAGAAGUGGAUGCUGAGCUUGUAGCAACAGAAAAACAACUUGAAGAAGCAAAAAAGGUACAACAAACAUCAGGAGAAUCUGACACCUUGGAUGAUUUCAUAGCAAGCUUAAAGGCUGGGGGUAGUUCACAUGAUAGAGCUCAGAGGGCUAAACUUAAAUUCAAGGUGGUGGAUCUUAGGAAGGAGCAGUUCAAACUACAGAAGUUAAUCCAGCUGGCCAGACCUACCCAUAUUCCAGAGCCACCCAAGUUGAAUCCUCUUCCGAAAGGCAAGACUCUUUCCAUGAUAGGCUCCAUGAAAUCCAAAUCAAAUUUCAAAGAAAAAUUCCAGCCAAAGAUUCAAAUAAAUGCUUUUAAGUUAAAAAAGGAACCAGAAGAGGAGAUGGAAGAAGAAGAGGAGGAAGAGAAUGAAGAUGCUGGUGAAAAUGCAGAUGCAGGCAUCAAGAAUCAGAGUGCUCAAACAAAGCAGGUUUCAUUAGAGAAUAAAAGUGAUGAGAUUGUAGCACCCAACGAGGGAGAGGAUGACUCUCAGUCAGCUCAGACUCAGAGAAUGUAUGGAGUAACAAUGCCUCCAUCAUCAUCAUCGCCAUCAUCCAAGGAGAUGAACUCUAUCAAUAAGAUGGAUACGGCUACAGAGAAGUCAGUAUCUCCGCCCAAACGAGUAUAUGGUGUAGCUUUGCCCCCAUCAAUGACGGGGGAGAAAUCAAGAGAUACUGUGGAAGAGGAAGAUGUAGUCCCUGUGAAAUCUAAAAGGAUGUAUGGACCAGCUAUGCCACCACCAAGCAUACAGGAUACCACAGAAAAGAGACUGGUAAAAGGUCCUUCUCGGGGGCCAAGUAAGGCAGAGUAUAUGGAGCAAUAUGGAGGAGAUGGGUUUAAUCAUCAGUCUGUUGGAGGUAUGUUGACAUCAUUGAGGGAUAAUGAAGGAGAGAAGAUGGAAAAAGAAGGUGAAGAUUACACAGAUUGGCAGCCUCCUGCUGAUCAAAAAGGAGAUGGACGGACCUCACUGAAUGAAAAGCUAGGGUAUUGACCAUUUUGGAAAAAAGGAAUUUUAAUCCCUUUCCUUCUGCCAUACAUUGACAAAAGUAGGCUAAUGACAGAAGAUAUGUCUUGUGAAAAGGAAAGAUGUGUGCAUCAUUUACACCAGCAGUACCCUUAUAUCUUGCCUAAUAUAGCUACUGGGAAGUUUUGUUACAGGAUGGUAACUUAGAAGAUGGUAGCUCAGAAAAACGUUGUUUCUACUCAAACAGUCCCUCUGCAUAAACACAAACACAAAUCUAUCUUCAGGUUCUUCAUGACAUUAUUCAUAUAGAAUAGUGUCCAUUCUGUGGAGAAGAAAACCCAAGCAAUGCACUAUAUGUGUAUGGGUAUAACGUUGGCUGGCGCAUGUGGUGUUCAAACGUAAUAGCAUUGAUUUUAAUUGUUCUCCCUAGAUCUUCCAAUCUCCCAUCCAUAAGUGAAGAUACAUAGACACAUAUAUAUACAGUGCGUAUCAGAAAAAAGUUUACACUUAGAAAAAGUCCUGUAAAAUUAUAUAUUUGUAAUAUCCUGAAGAUUUUUCCACAUUUUAACAUUGUUACAGAUCUAUUCAAGCAAAUGACGAUAUAACUGUCGAAAAAUAUUUCCGCUUGAGUGAGCACCACUUACUUUUGAAAAGUUAGUAAAAAAUGAUUUGCGCAGAACUUUGAAAUAGUUAUGCGAAUAAAAGUUGACCUUAAUCAUGAAGAACACAUGGACUUUAGCUAGAAAAAUUGAUCUGAAGAUAUCUUUUACCUUUUUUAACUUGUUCUUUGCCCAAAACACUUUGAAGAGUGCCAUUGCGCCCCACCCCACUCCCCCACACACUGAGGCCAUCAUGGCCAUUGUGACGAUAUUUGCUUUACACUGAGCUGUGAUUUACAUGAAUUGGCUUAGGCUUGAUUUUCAUUUUGUUAAUCAUCGUCAAGCUUGGGAAAAGUGUGGAGAAACAAGUAUUAAAUGAAAAAUGAAAUGUUAACCCACUUUACAGGAUAAAAACUUAGUGAAAAAUGUUGGAGAUGUCUGAUGUAAGCUUUUAUUUUAUGUCCUCAGAUCCAGCUGGCACAAAAAGGGUAAAAGUUGUGCUUACUAAGUGUUAACAUUUUAUGUUGGGUGGCAAAAUGGUUACAAAAUGCUUGCAUGCAUCCGUUUUAUUUCAAUUUACUCAAAGUGCAAGGGAAAUGUAUGAGAAAUGUUUCGCAGGGUAAGUUUGAUUUCGCCUUUUCACCUUGACACAUCGUGAAAACGAGCACUUCUGCGCAAACAGAUUUCUGCGAGCUUUACAAAAAUGGACAGUGCUCACCCAAGUAUAACAUUCUGUCAAAAUUUUUACUUUCAUUGGAUAGAUGAGACCCAAACCCAAGAAUAUAUGUGAAAAAAUUACCCACAUGUUGUAUAUUUUUGAAUUGCCAGGGCUUUUUCAGAGUGUAAACUUUUUUUUGAUACGCACUGUAUAAGAUGUUAAGAUCAGCAAUGUUAAAAAAAUAUCAAUAUGAUAAAUAUAUCAGUUGGCAUUUGUAGGGUAGAACUGGUAUUGCAUAAUCUGAAGUGGAUUUAUGAUCUAUGAAAUUUAUAAGUUUGUAAUCCAAAUAUCCAAUAUCUGUUGGUCACUGUCCACCCAAAUACGGUACGUAAAUUACCCAUUAUUUAGUGGGCAUUUGAAUGAUAAUAAUAAAAAUAAUUGGCAUUUAUAUAGCGCUUUAUCAAUCUACGACUAUUCAAAGCGCUUCACAAUUAUUAUUACCCGGUCACUGGAUUCAUAGCAUGUCAAGCAGCCUGUUAGGCGCACACUUGCUAAACCAACCACAAUGACAGUUGUUUCCUACCGGUACCCAAUUAGCACCUGGGUGAGAGUGGCAAAGUGUGGAUUGACGCCUUGCCAAAGGGCGCUAGGCCAUGGUGGGAUUCGAACACACAACCCUCUGAUUACAAGGCGAGAUUCAGAACUGCUACACCAUGAUGCUUGAACUCCAAACCAGACAGCCUAGCUGGGUAAUCAUCAGUGAUAUUUAAGAGCAGUCUGUCAAAAGUACUUCAAAUAACUAUUGUUGAUUACAAAAGGAUUAAGACCAUUAACGAUGCUACUUAAUUUGACCUGAUUUUUGUCUUGCCUGCAUAGCAGAGCGAGACUAUUGGCGCCGCUUUUCCGAAGGCGGCAGCGUCAACAUCAAAUCUUAACCGAAGGUAAAGUUUUUGAAAUGACAGAAUAACUUAGAAAGUAUAUAGACCUAGUCCAAGAAAUUUGGACAUAAUAUUAAUCAAGUAUUACUGAACAUCCUACCUUAGAUUCAGGUCACAUGACCAAGUUCAAAAGUCAUUUAUGGUAAAUGAACUUAGACCAUGUUGGGGGGAUCAUUAUCAAAAUCUUAAGUUUUUAAAAUGUCAUCAUAACUUAGAAAUUAUAUGGACCUAGUUCAUAAACUUGGUCAGCAGCUCUAUCUCAAAAUAUCAGCCUUCACGUAGUCUUCGCUCAUCAUCUGAUGCUCUAUUGCUCCAGACACCCAGAACAAAACACAAAUGGGGGACCCUGCAUUCUCUGUUAUAGGACCAUAGCUAUGGAAUCAACUGCCUAUCCAAUUACGCCAAAUUUCAUCAACAGAAGCAUUCAAGUCCCAGUUGAAAACUUGUUUAAUCUCCCAUAAACAGUUUAAUAUUGUGUUUAUUCAGGAGAAUUCAAAUUCUAUUCUUUUUUGUUUUCUAUUGUUGUGUUUUGUGUUUAUUUUCCAUGAGCGCCAUGAGCACAGAAAGGUGGACCUGUGCGCUAUACAAGUAGCCACCAUUAUCAUUAUUAUCAUUAAGGGUAAUCAAGUAUUACUGAACAUCCUGCCUGAGUUUCGAGUCACAUGACCAAGGUCAAAGGUCAUUUAGGGUCAAUGAACUUUAACCAAGUUGGGGGUAUUUGUUGAAUGAUCAUCAUAACUUUGAAAUUUUAUGGAUGUUGUUCAUAAAACCUUGACAUAAGAGUAAUCAGGUAUUACUGAACAUCCUGUGCGAGUUCCAGGUCACAUGAACAAGGUCAAAGGUCAUUUAGUGUCAAUGAACUUUGGCCAAUUUGAGGGUAUUUGCGGAAUUACCAUUUUAACUUUGAAAGUUUAGGGAUCUGGUUCAUAAACCAUGGACAUGUGAGUAAUCAAGUAUCGCUGAAUAUCCAUUGCGAGUUUCAGGUCACAUUACCAAAGUCCAAGGUCAUUUAAGGUCAAUGAACUUUGGCCAUGUUGAAGGUAAUUGUUAAAUUGCCAUCAUAACUUUGAAAGUUUAUGGAUAUAGUUUAUGAAAUGUGGGUGUAAGGGUAUCAAGUAUUACUGAACAUCCUGCCUGAGUUUCAAGUCACCUGACCAAGGUCAAAAGUCAUUUAGGGUCAAAGAACUUUAACCAAGUUGGGGGUAUUUGUUGAAUGAUCAUCAUUACUUUGAAAUUUUAUGGAUCUGGUUCAUAAAACCUUGACAUAAGAGUAAUCAGGUAUUACUGAACAUCCUGACCUUGACCUUGAUGCAUUUAAUUAGUCAUAAGGAUAAUAACAAUAAUGAUUAUGAUAAUGAUAAUAACGAUAAUUAUGAAAAUAAUAUUAAUGAUAAUGAUAAUAAUGAUGAUUAGCCUAUUGGUGAUGAUGAUGGUGAUGAUAAUGAUGAUGAUAAUGAU
Molecule: messenger RNA, 6705 nt
Organism: Lytechinus pictus (painted urchin)
Lineage: Eukaryota; Metazoa; Echinodermata; Echinoidea; Temnopleuroida; Toxopneustidae
Product: kanadaptin-like
Exons: 14
Coding region: 257-3079 (940 amino acids)
Molecular function (GO): protein binding; mRNA binding
Source: RefSeq, a predicted model, not a curated record